Penaeus monodon (black tiger shrimp) is the source of this 2293-nucleotide messenger RNA. RefSeq names its product ankyrin-3-like. The record is from RefSeq and is a predicted model, not a curated record. NCBI's taxonomy places the organism in Eukaryota, Metazoa, Arthropoda, Malacostraca, Decapoda, Penaeidae. Gene Ontology annotation, molecular function: protein binding.
AUGGCCAUGAAUAUCAUCAAGGUCAAGAUCAGAUCUUUAUGGCUAAUAUUCCCAGAACAUCCAUUACUGAAGGUCAUCAAAUAUUUCAGCCAGAUUUGGCGGAAACCUUUGCAUAGCAUAACAGUGUGUCCAAAUGCAUUCGGUGAAAGCUCAGCUUCAUCCACUAAGGCCAAAGAUUCAGCGCGUAAAUUCCCUACUCAUAAUCAAGUGUCGUCACGCUGUAAACCCUCUGCCCUCCUGCCUCCCCGGACUGUUUCACUUCCAAAACAUUCCCCUGCUCAAAUUUUCUGUGCUGCAUUGAAAAAUAGGUCUAUUGCUCGUUCAGGUCCCAAUGCUGUAUCAUUAUGUAUGUAUCAGAGCAAUGGGAGGUCUUGUCUUACGCUGUGCUGCACAGAGGUAUCCAGACUCAGAUUGCAGGCGGUUUUAAGAGAUGGCACAACGCCGCUGAUCCUCGCCGCCGCCAACAGCCACGCGCUCGUGAAGGAGCUGCUGGACCAAGGCGCCGAACCCAACGCCACCAGACAUACGGGGACUGGGGCGUUGUUCUUCGCUGCCCAGGGCGGCUUCCUCGACAUCGUCACCAUCUUGCUCGAUAAUGGCGCCAAAAUCAACCAGGCCUCGAAGGACGGCGGAACUGCGCUCAUCGUGGCAGCGCAGUGCGGUCACCUGGACGUUGUGACCGAGCUGCUGCGACGCAACGCCGACCCCAACAGCGCCAUGAAGGACCGAGCCACCGCGGUCUUCGUCGCAGCACAGAACGGCCACACCAGCGUCGCCAGGACUCUCCUCAACGCCGGGGCCAAGGCCAACGUGAGGCGGUUGGACGGCGCUAGCCCACUGUGGAUUGCGUCACAAAUGGGACAUCAAGGUGUUGUGCGUCUACUACUGAGUCAUGGUGUCAACCCAGAUAUCUGCAGACACGAUGGAGCAACACCUUUGUUCAAGGCUGCCCACAAGGGACAUGUGGAGGUUGUCCAUGAGCUGCUUCCCUAUAAGCCUUGUCUGGGUCUCCUAAGGAAUGGAGAAUCUGCUCUGCAUGCAGCAGCAUUGUAUGGUCAUGUCCGAGUCUUAACACUGGUGCAAGCAGGUGCUGACCCCGGCCUCAAGAAUGAUCAGGGUCUUACCCAAUCCAGAUUGCUGCUCAGGCUCGACACCCAGAGGCCUUCCUUAGGUACUAUUGUAGAAACCAGCCCAGUACUGCCGCGCUCUGUAAGCUCUCCAAGUAACUCGCGUCCUGCCCAGUAUGUUUCAUGUGAAUUGGUAACAUUGUGGAUGGUGGAGCACGUCCAAGAUGCCAUGGAGAUGCGAAAGAGCCAGCUAGCUGUGUUGACCGGGCUUGUCCUCGUGGUCCAGCUGGGGUGCGACGCGAAGCCCCAGUCCGUCCAGGUCAACAACCAGGCCCUGUUCACCCUGGGGGCGGUGGCGCUCGCGGCCGGCCUGGGGUACCAUUUCGGCCAGAAGUCGACCAACAACCGCAGGCCGCAGAGCCAGUUCCAGAACCAAGCCUUUGUCCCAGGAUUCUUCCGUCGACGUCGCCAGGCAGAGCCAGAGAAUGAGUUGGAUCCCCUGGUGACGAAGCUCUUCAAGAUGGCUUUGGACAAGGACUCGAACAACUGCAGUCUCCGCCUAACCUGCAAGAUCGGCACCAAGCCCCUGGCAUCACUCAGCGGUCACGCCAGGAACCUCUUCGGCGUUCUGAGCAAAGAAAACGAAAAGCCUGUCGCGAUUGCCAAGGACGAGUUCGAAGGCAUCGACGCUUACAAGGUGGCCCUCAACCUCGGUCGUGACGGCGGCGACUGCGACCAGCUCUUCCCUCGCUGCCCGUCGACCUCCGGCCAGCUUAUGGACGUCUUCCAAAACCUCCAAGUCUCUCCCAACUAAACAUUAACAAAAUUUUCAUUUCUUUUCUUGAGAAAUUAGCUCUCCGAGUCCUCUCUUCAAGCCAGGCACCCCCGCUGGUGUUUCGAAGUCCCCGGUUUCCCUAAAAGUCAUAUUUACCUUCCAAGGGUUUUUGCCUUCUGAAGAUCUUUGGUCUGCGAGUCCUACCUCAAUACCACGAAAUGAACUCAAGGAAACUGCGUGCUUGUUCAGUCUUCUUAAAUUUAGCAAAAUGGAUUUACAGCCUUGUGUUUCAACUACCCAAUACUUCGCAGCAAAUUUCAACCAGGUAUCGAAGUCCGCUUGUAUAUAAGUUCUAGCUUCAAUUUCCUAGACUUUCGAGAUAUCUCAGGAGUGUCAUGCGCUUUUCAACAUAGAAUGAUGUUUAUUUAUAGUAAAUAUUGUAUAUUUAUCA